UGCAAACUUUUGCAAACGUUGUUAUUUGUUAUAUUACUCAUCAACUGAACCCAUUUUGAUUUAGUUGAAAAGGCAAAAAGUAAUUUAACACUCAAGGCUACUACUGCUUUGAACAUUUUCAAUAUAGAAACAUAAAAAAAUUACUUGUGUAUAUAUAUAUAUAUAGAUUUAUACAUGUAUAUGUAUAUCUGUACCUAAUAUACACAAAUAAGUAUAUGUAUAGAUAUAGAUACAUAUAUAUAUAUACACACACAUAGAGAUUGAGCACGCUAGCUCAAUUGUUGCCAGUUUUUUUUUUAUUUUGUCCAGGUGUUAACUGCGAAAUCUUCAUUUUAAAAAAAAUUGCAACGUCAAGGGAUCAGCAUCAAAGAUGGAAACAGGCACGGGUACACCACGCAAAGUACAAAAAGUAGCUAUUUCGGAGGCAAGCUCUGAAGCUGAAGAAAGUCGGGAUUUUGAUAGUGAAACCCAAAAGGCGUUGGAAGACAUCGAUUCAUGUCAAAACGAAAUUGAUGCCCUGAAUGAGAAAGCUAGCGAAGAAAUUCUGAAAGUUGAACAAAAAUUUAACAAAUUAAGAAGACCAUAUUUCGAUCGGAGAAAUGAGCUUAUAAAGAAAAUCCCCAACUUUUGGGUUACUGCUUUUGUUAAUCAUCCACAGAUCUCAGUUAUACUUGAUGAAGAAGAGGAAGAAUGUUUACAUUAUCUCAAUAUGGUGGAAGUUGAAGAGUUUGAGGAUAUUAAGUCUGGAUAUAGAGUCAAAUUUCAUUUCUCACCAAACCCAUAUUUCUCAAAUGACAUUUUGUGCAAGGAGUUCCACUUGGCAACGACGGGUAUGUCAAAUAUUUCUUCAUUGUGGGACCCUGCUUCAAAGUCAACAUCUAUCAACUGGCAGGAUGGUAUGGAUCUGACAAAAAAGGUGCAGCGAGAACAGAUUGUGAUUGCUGAUAGAAAGAGAAAGCAUCAACCUAACCGGACUUUUUUCACCUGGUUUUUAGACAAUAAGGAUCCAUCAGCAGAUGAUAUAGCUGAGGUAAUCAAGGAUGAUAUGUGGCCCAAUCCAUUACAAUAUUUCUUGGCUCCUGACAUUGAAGUAGAAGAAAAUGGCGUCAGUGAUGAAGAUGAUGAUGAUGAUGAACUAGAUGAAUCUGUUGUCGUUGUGAAUGAAGAUGAUGAUGAUGAUGAAGAAGAAGAUGAGGAGAUCUAUGAAGUAGAUGAGGAUGAUGAUGAAGUUGAGGAAGUUGGUGAAGCUCUUGAAGGUGAAGAUGUGGAAGUUUUAGAUGGUGAUGAUGAAGAUGAGGAUGAUGAUAAGGCUCAUGAAGCAAAAAAAGAAUCAAAAGAAUGAAAUUGGACUAUUAAAUGAAUUCUAUAUUACUGAUUGCAAUGAAGGAAAAAAUGGUGUAAACUCCGUAAGCCUUAUCACAAGGCCUUCUGUAAAUAUAUUGUCAUUCUCCGUUUCAGAGAUAACAUUAGGCGAGCCUAACAGUUGUUUGUAGUUCAGUAGAUUAGCAGUAAUGUUCAUCUACAGACUACAUUUUUUAGCCACUGUGGAGCAGCUCACUAAUCAAAUCAUGUUCAGUGCACAGUCAUCCAGACUACUAAUGUCUACUUAUCAUUAAAGCAUUACACAGUUUGAGAUUAAAUGAACUUACAAGUCA
Octopus bimaculoides (California two-spot octopus) is the source of this 1655-nucleotide messenger RNA. RefSeq names its product protein SET. The record is from RefSeq and is a predicted model, not a curated record. Gene Ontology annotation, cellular component: nucleus. Lineage: Eukaryota; Metazoa; Mollusca; Cephalopoda; Octopoda; Octopodidae. Gene Ontology annotation, biological process: nucleosome assembly.